AUGGUAAAGAUAUUUCUGAUCACUGUUUUUGAAGUUCAACCUCUCCCGCUAUAUGCAUUCUAUCUUCUAGACGUGGAACUAAAAGACGUGGACUACGCAUCAAAGGAGAAAAUUGGAUCGCUUGAAGCUGAAGCGAUCUCAAGAGUCGGAGAAGACUGGAAAAAAAAGAUACACACGCGAUGUAGUAAUCUACUCAUUGUGGAUAGCUGCGAGCACCCGGUGUUCUUGGAACAGCCUGUCAACUUCCUGCACCGAACUGUACGGGGCUUUCUCAGAGACCAGUACAUUCGCCAACUUGAGGCGGUGGUAAACACUCAUUUCGUGCCACCAAUAUCCCUCUGCCGCAUUUUCUUGUUCUUUCUAAAGAAGCAGUAUCAGCAUAACCUCAACACCAAACGGCAAUACAACAGCAUGAUGGGACUCGUGGAUGAGCUUCUCUACUGCGCGCGUGAGGCAGAAAACCAUGAGCUGUACGAACACCAACACGCCUCUCCUGUUGCAGACAUAUUGGAUCAGGUUGAUGCAGUCAAUACCUUGCUCAUGAAGAAGUCAAGAGCGGUAAGGAAUCAUUGGAUACAUGCCAGAGACCCUCCAGCACCUCGAGGACUUGGUGAAUACAAUGAGGGGCAUCGCCAUAACUGGAUCGCUUUGACUAUACAAGCGAGAUUGGUCAAGUACAUGAGGGAUAUUGGAGGCAAAGGGUGGCCUGCCGCCAAAGAGUGGCCGGCCACUGCUUGA
Molecule: messenger RNA, 738 nt
Organism: Fusarium verticillioides 7600
Lineage: Eukaryota; Fungi; Ascomycota; Sordariomycetes; Hypocreales; Nectriaceae
Exons: 1
Coding region: 1-738 (245 amino acids)
Source: RefSeq, a predicted model, not a curated record